Megalopta genalis is the source of this 2743-nucleotide messenger RNA. RefSeq names its product PP2C-like domain-containing protein CG9801. NCBI's taxonomy places the organism in Eukaryota, Metazoa, Arthropoda, Insecta, Hymenoptera, Halictidae. The record is from RefSeq and is a predicted model, not a curated record.
GCAAGAAUUUCAAGAAGAUGAUUAAAUUUUUCUAUAAAUCCUUUUGAAAAUGCAUAGCACUGAUUCACAAUUCUAAAAACAACCGCGGAAAAUCAUAGUCUCUCACCUGUGGAGAGAACGCCAUAUUGACCAUUGACUUGCCAAAUGUUUAAACAGACCAAAAGUCUACUUGACUUGAAUGCACAUUGUAGGAUAAGUCUACUGUAGAAUCAGUCUAUUAUUGUAAAUACAUUACACAUUAGAAAAUAAACAAAAAUAUCAAUCGAAAUUUAACUGUGGGAAUAAUAGUGCUAACUGUAUUGCGUUGUAUACAUGUAUACAUUGUAAUAGUUUUGUCAGUGACACGUACCUCAAUGUUAAGGAAAUUAAAAAUUUGCAUUGUUCUGAUAAAAAGAAUUUAUCAUUCGAAUUAUUUUUAUAUAAGAAACUAGUGACACUUUCCAAUAAUGAAUGAAAUUUUCUCAUUUAAAGUAACAGAUUGAAGUUUUAAUUCUACUUUUACGGGAAUUCAUCAGUUAUUAACAUAUUAUCAAUAUGGCGGUAAAGUGGAAAACGAUGUGCUUUUCAAUGUGGAUUACGAUGUCAUCCCUGUAUUGUAAGAAUUUUUUGUAGAAUUGUAAUUACAUACGUUUGAUCCUAGAAUUAAAGGAUUGUCGGAUAUCAAAGAAGCUGAUUUAAAAUGCAAAUCUAAAAUUCAAAAAGUUUAAAGAAGAAUGCAUUUUCCAAAUUAAGGUCACGGUUUGAAUCAUUAAUAAGUGUCAACCAUUUUAUAAUGUCAUAUUUUAUAACAACUGAUAUUGAUCAACUUUUUACCUGUAUUUGAAUUUAAUUUCAUACAAAGAAUGCCAAGCUUAAGAAAAAAGGUUGCUGGCUUUAUGCGGCAUUAUUUGGCAGGAGCUGUAGAAAAUAUAGGUCAAGGAGAACAAACCUUGCGUAGCCCUAGAUCAAUGACACAAGAUUUUGCAAGUGGUUGCUUUAUUACCAGAUACUUAGAUGGUCUAGAAACAAAGCAGGAAGGACCAGCAAUUGUGCAUGGUAGAAAUCCAGAAGAACUGCCAAUUAGACAGCUUGGAAGCUUCCAAGAAGAUAAAGAAGUAUUUGCUGCCCACACUGGUCCCGACAAUGGACUCAUAGCAGUUAAUGUGCAACAAAAACAUUUAAGUAUUAAUGACAUCGACAUAGAUUACAUUGAUAUGUUAGAUCAAGCGUCCACAACCACAACUCCUACAAUUGCUGGUAUUUCUGAUUGGUUUAUUCCUCACGAGACAGCGUAUGGAAUUGCUACUACGUUAUAUGAGAAAAAUCCUACAAAUGAUACAAAUAAUGGGGAACCUAUCGCAGACUGUUUUGGAAUUGUAGUAAGAUCAAACUCAGCUAUUUUAGCACUUGCGGAUGGUGUUAAUUGGGGUACCAAAGCAAGUAUUGCAGCUAGAUCUGCUGUACAUGGAAGUAUGGAAUACUUGAAUAAUGCACUCUUCUGUCCUUCGGUUAAUAAUGAAAUAACAACAACGAAAGAUGUAUUUAUAGCCUUACUUCGUUCAUUCCAUGCUGCACAUUCGUUAAUUUUACAAGAGCAAGGAAUGCUCACAACAUUAACUGUAUGCGCAGUUCUUCCACUGCCAAAUUCUGAAUCUAAUACAAAUCAGAAAAAAUAUGUGGCUUGUACCUGUAAUGUUGGAGACAGUUUAGCUUAUGUAUAUUCAAGGAAAACUGGAGUAAGAGAAAUAACCAGAGGAUCUCACGAUAUUCAUUGUAUGCGCGAUAUGCGUGAUGCUCUUGGAGCUUUAGGUCCUGUAGAUGGAUGCAAUCCUGAAUUAAAUAAUUUGACGCUUGCAAUGACAGAAGUUGAAAACGGAGAUAUCGUAUUCUUAACCAGUGACGGAAUUUCAGACAAUUUUGAUCCUGUAGUCGGAAAAUUUGCUAUCUUGCCAUGCCAUAAUAGUAUACCUGAUUCAACAGUGAAAAAUCAUGCUGAAGGAAGAUCGAAAACUCGUCGAAAAUCUGUAGAGACCUUAAGACAUACAGAAUCCGGCAAUAGUAAUAGAAAUAAAUCUAAUUUGCCUGUAGUCGAGGCUUAUCAAAGACACGAACUAACUCUACUUAGAAUGGAAGAUUUGUUACGAAGAGGUGUAUCUGGUGAAGGUCCACCAUGUAACAGUGCCAAACAUCUUUGCAAACUUCUUUUGGACUUUGCUGUGCGUAUAACUGCUGCCAAAAGACGAAUAUUGGAAGAUACCGAUUUAUAUUAUGCACAAAGUAAAGAUGGUCAAUUAGUUCAACUUUCCAAACAAGAACAAAGAACUCUGCGAAAAGAAACAUUGGACAAGGUUUCCAUGAUUCCUGGAAAAUUAGAUCAUGCAACAGUUGUAGCAUAUGUAGUUGGAUCAUUUGAUUCAGAGUAUGGUUUAUAAAUAACCGCGGUAAUAAAAGUUGCAGUUUUUAUUUGUAAGACAAGUACUAUGUUAAAAUGUUUUUAUAUAAGAUAUUUCUGAAUAUGUUGAGUAAAAGUAUUGUUUUAAGUAUUAUAGAAUUAAGUUGUUUACAUCAUUUUGUUAUUUAAAAUAAAAAAUACAUGUGCUUAUUCUUUAUAUGACAAAACUUAUUUAAUUAUAAUUGUAUAUUUAAUAUGUUAAAAGUAUAUGUGUAUAAUUUCUAUAUAAUCGAAGUAUUAUACGUGUACAUACAGAUGAACGGCAUUAUCGUUCAUUGAAAUAUACGCGGCAGCAAUAAACACUGGAAUGUA